Euleptes europaea (tarantolino) is the source of this 597-nucleotide messenger RNA. RefSeq names its product activation induced cytidine deaminase (gene AICDA). NCBI's taxonomy places the organism in Eukaryota, Metazoa, Chordata, Lepidosauria, Squamata, Sphaerodactylidae. Gene Ontology annotation, molecular function: zinc ion binding; RNA binding; cytidine deaminase activity. The record is from RefSeq and is a predicted model, not a curated record. The transcript is spliced from 5 exons. Gene Ontology annotation, biological process: DNA cytosine deamination; negative regulation of single stranded viral RNA replication via double stranded DNA intermediate; defense response to virus. Bases 1 to 597 code for a protein of 198 amino acids. Gene Ontology annotation, cellular component: nucleus; P-body; cytoplasm.
AUGGACAGCCUCCUUAUGAAACAAAAGAAAUUCCUGUACAAUUUCAAGAACCUGCGCUGGGCGAAAGGGCGUCAUGAAACAUACCUCUGCUACGUGGUGAAGCGGCGGGACAGCGCAACCUCCUGCUCCCUGGAUUUUGGCUACCUACGCAAUAAGUCCGGUUGUCACGUGGAAGUUCUCUUCCUGCGGUACAUCUCCGCUUGGGAGCUGGACUCGCGGCGCUGCUACCGGAUCACCUGGUUCACCUCGUGGAGCCCCUGCUACGACUGCGCCCGCCACGUGGCCGACUUCUUGCGUGCCUACCCCAACCUGACCUUGCGCAUCUUCGCUGCCCGCCUCUACUUCUGCGAGGACCGCAACGCGGAGCCAGAAGGCCUGCGGCGCCUCCACCGCGCGGGGGCCCAAAUCGCCAUCAUGACCUUCAAAGAUUACUUCUACUGCUGGAACACCUUCGUGGAGAACCGUCAGAAGACCUUCAAGGCUUGGGAAGGGCUUCAUGAAAAUUCUGUGCGUCUUUCCAGAAAGCUCCGCCGUAUCCUUCUGCCGCUUUACGAAGUUGAAGACUUGCGAGAGGCUUUCCAACUCCUUGGACUUUAA